GCCACCUGAGGGCAGAGGUGAAGAGCCCCAGUUCCUUCCUGCCGGUCACCGUGGAUGACGAGACGAAGGGACGGAGUGUGGUCAAAUUUAUCCCACAGGAGGAGGGUGUCCACGACAUCCACCUGUACUGGUCAGACCACCCUCUGGUCAACUCUCCCUACCCGGGCUAUGCCACCAGCGGUGUGGCUGACCCCAGCAAGGUGUGGCUGACAGGUCGUGGCCUGAAGGAAGCGGUGGUCAGGGAGGAGGCAGAGUUCUAUAUCGAUGCCAGUCAGGCCGGACCAGGCGAACCUACUGUGGAACUGACUGGCGUCCGCGAGGAGAUCAAGGUGUUCUCUUCACCGCUGGGCGGGGGCAAGUUCCGCUGUACCUACAUCCCUCAGAUCCCUGGGGCCUACCUGCUCAACAUUUCUUGGAAUGGACGACAGCUGCGUGGUGCCCCAUACAAAGUGAACGUGAUUGGAGCAUCCUACCCAAAUCGUGUUGUGGUCAGUGGAGAGGGGCUGCGCGGGGGGCUCUACGGACAGAACCUCGACUUCCGCAUCGACACAAGAAAGGCAGGGGCAGGUGACUUGACCGCCUACUGCGAGGGUCCCACCAAAGUAGCCCACUGUGAGCUGAGUGACCACCAUGACGGUACCUACAGGCUGGUGGUCCGGCCGCAGGAGACAGGGAGACAUGUGCUCAAGAUCCAGUAUGGAGGAGAACACGUGCAGGGGAGUCCGUUCCCCUUUAAAGUGUCUGCGCAGCCUGACGCCUCCAAGGUGCGAGUCCAUGGGCCUGGUGUGGAGCAUGGCAUCCUGGCUCACUUCCAGAGUCAGUUUGUUGUGGAAACACGUGGUGCAGGGGCUGGACAGCUCACCGUACGCAUCAGAGGACCCAAAGGAGCGUUCCAGGUGGAAAUGUACAGAGAGAGUCAGAAAGAUCGUACCAUCCUGUGCCGGUACUAUCCCACCGUGACUGGCCUGUACAUCAUUCACGUCAGAUGGUCGAACGUGGACGUGCCGGGCUCCCCAUUCCAAGUGCACAUCCUGGACACCCAGCAGGAGCUGGAGCAGAUGUUGCACGAACAGAGCAUGAACGGAGGUCAUGUGCCGCACGGCCCACACGGCCCACACAACAGCAGCCUGGCCAGCCAACACCGCCACUCCCAGUACUCCAGCAACGGCAGCAGCCACCUCCUACACAACAGCCACCACAGCCACAACGUCAGCCGCAACAGCGGCUACGGUGGGUGGAGGGAGGAGUUCUGAAACCCCCGCCCCCCUUGACACAGUCAGUCACGCUUCUACUGAAGUCUUAGUGAGAUUUGUCAGAGCAUUGGUUUUUCCACCCGCAUUUUUGUGUAAAAAGUUAAAGCUAUAUAAAGUUGGCGUCCUGUGCCAAAGUUACUUCUGGAAAAAACAAAAAACUUUUGCAAUGGUAUUUGCAUGGUCAGCUCCAACUAAAAGAUCUCACGGGCAACAUACAUUCUCUUUGGUGCCUUCUGACCUGUUCUUGAGACCCACAUAGAAAGAAAUUUACAGGGUUUUUUUCAUCUUUUUGUUGCUCUUUCAAGAAAAAUUAAAAACCUUUGCGAGUAAGAGAAACUUUAAGUUUUUAUUUGUACAAUUACUUCUAAGAGUUCUAUAACUGCGUGGGCCCCUCCAAAUUUCAGGAGCGUAAAACAGCUUUUACCAGGGAACUCGUCCCUCAUUAUUUAUUGACAGUUUUUGUGUGAAUAUCUUGCAUCUGAUAGAAACCACUUGGGAGACAUCUGUGCAUAUUGAGAGAAAAUGUAAGUCAUCGUAACAGAUAUCUAUGAAAAUAGUGUGUCCUAAUAGAUACAUAACAAUAGCAAGCAUGGGCCAAUGACAAAUGUUUCAUAAAACACAUAAUUUCUUUCAAUGUUCAGAAGACAAACAAAAAACAAAAAUCAUGUAAGAUGAAGAUUGACACAAAAGCUAUAACAAAUACCAAAAUUAUGUGGACAAAGUAGAACUUGGGCACAGUUUGUUCAGGGAUAAACUUUGCACAGAGAUCGUUCUUGGCACAACUAGAAAACAAUCUUAUUGAAGUAAGAUUUUGCAAAUUUAUUUUUGUUUGAUACGGUUCAGGACUCGUAUAUAUUUACUGUUGUUCUGUCUCAUGUAUGUGGUUUGUACUAUUUUUGCAAUAAAUGGAGAGCUGUUCUAUUGGCACGUUCGUAUAUGCCUGUGAAAGUUGUUUUGGUUCGCCUGUUCAUUUUAGUUAUUGACAUAUGCUCCAAGACUGCUGCUGUUAUACCAUGCUGAAUACAUUAUUAUACAUAUAAUGCAUUUGCAAGCAAAGAACACAUCGAAGGACCGCCUGUCCUGUUUUUUCUAAAUGUUUAGCUAACUGGUCACUGAGAGUGUUUAUUUAUUGCUACUUUUGUUUCCAUUAGUUAUGUGCCGAGUUUGAAGGAUAUUUGAAGUUCAGUAUUUUUGUACGGUAUGAGUGUGCGGCUUCAUUUUUGUUGUUGUUGCUUUUCUUUUUUUGUUGUUCACCUUUUCUCAAGACAAAAGUAGCAUUGGAUGUAUGUGUGUCUGAAAAAGUCUUUCCAUAGGUGUUACACCGAAUGUAAGUUGUCAUUUUUUUUCUUAUGCUCCUCCGAAGAUACUUAUUGUUCUGGAAGGGGGGGGACUGAAAUGUUCUUAUGUUUGUUAUAUUCACAAAUGUGUGUAGUUAACAGAAGUGGUAGGUCAGUUUUGAAUAAGGACUUGAAAUUCAAAUCGUCAAAAGUGUACUUUGUCAAAGAUGCUUUCAACUGCCUUAAUAAACUACAUUGAUCUUUGACUUUGUUUCUUGUUAUUUUUCCAUGAUAUUUUUUAAAGAUUUUACGAUGAUCACUUGAAAGUGAUUUCAUUAUUUUUUGCAUUUGGUGAUGGUAGUAAAAUAAAUAAAUUUCUAAACACUCAUCGAUAAACUGUUUUUCAAGUCACCCCUGUGUAUAGUGUAUGAAAGUAUUGAAAGGCUUCCAUUAUGUCACUAGUACUUUGAAAUGUAUACUACUGCUAACUCCAAUAAAAAAACGCUUCACUGAAGACAGGUUUGUCACCGUUGAAAGUAGACAAUAAUCUAAUUUAUAUUUUGUAUUGAGGCAGGUAGAUGUACAGAUAGCUGUGUGUAAUUUCAAUGUGAACUAGAGCUUAACUAGCCAAAUACAUACUCCGGUAAACAUGUCGUAUUGUCACAAUCAUCAAGCAUCAGUGGGAGAAUGUAGGUAUUUAUUCGAAUUACGCAGAGAUUGAUCAAACAAUCUUCAUACUGUCAUAGAACAAUAUAUAUAUAUUAUAAAGUGUAUCUUUUUGCAUUAUUUAAAAUGUAUACUGUCACUACAGUCAUUGUGUGUUGAGAACUAUGAAUAUAUAUGUCUCCUUCUAAUGCAAGCUACAAUUUGCAUUGUUGUCUGUAAUAUGUGAGAACCACUGGCGAAAUGGUUCAGUGAUCCUUUCUAAAGAGCCCCAGUACUUAUAACUUCAAAAAAGAUAUAAUAGUUCAGAAUUCAAACACAACUUUCUAGAUGUACUGUACAUCAAGAGAACCUCGGUAUUAAUUGUUCCCCCUUGGUCAAGAGUAGCGAUGCUGAGUGAACGUACAAGUUUGCUUUUUGUCCUUGAAUCAUUGUUGAGAAUUCCUGUUUUGGUUUAUGUUCUUAUGGGGUCAGAAGAAUGAUGACUUAACUAGCGGCAGUUUAUUCUACAUUCUUUGCCUCUGUGAUGGAUGGACAUAGGUGAGGCAGCGUGGUGGAAUCAGGCUCUCGUCCAUUUUUGAGCAUGGAGAGUUAUUGGUAUCAUCUUAAAGCUUGUUCAUUUGUCUUUAUUUGGGUGAAAAAAAUAGCCAUUUUUCUUGAAUACAAAUCGAGAUAUUUGCGAAUGAAGGGGGUGGGGGUCACCUGUUUUCAGAGGUAAUAUUAGUGAGAAAAUGGCCGCCAAAGAUUAGUUAUUUCCUUAGCUUAAAAGUGCGUGGUAACUGAAAAUUUACAUUUUUGUGUGCCUUUAAUCAACAUGUCUCACAAAAAUCCUUACAGAAAUGAGCUAUUUAAUGGGCAUGAAAGGUGUCGAGCCAAAAAAAAAAACAACUAAUAAAAAUUCAUAAACCCACGGAAAAAUGCAAGUUUCUUCACUUUGAUUAUUUUGACCAGAGCCUCAUUCCACCACGCUGCCUCACAUAUUGUUGUUGUUACAAACACUUGUGAUUCUUCUGUACAUUCCACUGUCAGUAUGGGCAGGACUCUCCACGGGACCACAUCAUUGUCCUGUGCUUCUCCUACAGCUCAAGUGUUCCCAGCGGUUUCUUUAGACCAGUAACAGGGAACCAAUGCAACACUGCAUGACCAGGUCUCUCUACACUGACCAACCUCUUUCUCUAUUUACUUUAUAUCUGACUUUGAUAUUGGAAUUUUCAGAUUUUAUCUGUACUUUUGUUUGUAAUAUAUUUUGUUAACUCUAAACAAUUUUUAGCUUCAUAAAAUAUUCGUAUUUACACAUAUAUUUAUAGCUUUUGUUUCAUGUUAUGCACAUUCAGUACUAUUAUAAGCAUACAUAAAAAUGUUUACAUAUUGAUCUGAUAACUUACCUAUAUUGGCAGUUUAUUAAUAAACUUCGCAAUACAAAUA
Aplysia californica (California sea hare) is the source of this 4618-nucleotide messenger RNA. Its product is annotated as filamin-B. NCBI's taxonomy places the organism in Eukaryota, Metazoa, Mollusca, Gastropoda, Aplysiida, Aplysiidae. Gene Ontology annotation, biological process: actin cytoskeleton organization. Gene Ontology annotation, molecular function: actin filament binding. The record is from RefSeq and is a predicted model, not a curated record.